AUGUCGCAGGCUAUGAAUGGCCGCCCAUUAGCGCCAUAUUCUGCUGGCGACGGGAAGAGCCGAAGAAGUAGCGAUGCUUCAAACUCUAGCCCUUUAUCAAAGGCUCGCAUACACUCCGCAUGCGAAUGGGAGUCCAUGCAUUCGAUCGUCAAGCAAUUGUACGUUACGGAGCAUCGAAAGCUCUCGGAAGUCAUGUUUAUCAUGGACCGGCAUUACGGUUUCAAAGCCACGGAGCAAAUGUAUAAGAAGCGCUUCACAGCGUGGGGUCUAGCCAAAAAUAGAAAACGAAGCAACUCCAAGACGCCAUCUCUGGGAGAUAAACCCCACGCUGGGAGUUCUAUAACAGAAGCACGCAGUCCAGGUGCGAAAUUCGUCUUGCGGAAAAACGAUAUGGGUUAUAGCCCGGCUGAGAAUGCAGUCCGUAGUAUUGCAGUUUGGGUCGGUGGGAGUUUUGACAGCAUCCAAUGGCUACAGAGCAAUCAGCGGCUGGGUGUUUCUAGUGCAAAUGCUCCUACCAGCUACCCAAGUACGCGGAUGUACCAGGAUAUGGCCUUGUCAUAUGCCUUGCUGGAUCGACGUCAGGGGUAUUUGGCAGGUCUUGCGGUCAGAAAAGCCUUCUGGCGAAUCGAGAAAGUCAUCACAGUUGGCGAUCCGGGGAUAAUGAGGAACUUGGUCGACAUCAUCACCCAAAUGCUCAAGCUAAAGCAAUCUCAACUGCUUCGGAUGCUCCUUUCCCAACUGGCAAACCUCGCAACUCAUCGAUUACCAAAACUACAUCCAUUGUCUCAGUUUUUCCAUAGUCUUUCGAAAGCAAAUACGGACUUCCCAGCUGUUCUCAAAACUUCUUACCAUUGUUUUGUCGAGAAGUUCCAUGGGGGAAUGAGCGACGAGUUUUAUUGGAUGUAUGACAACUGGGCUUGGGAUACAAGCAACAGGCCUAUGGAUACCGACCCUGAAGCGGAUUACAAGCGGACUACCGAAGCUUUGACGAUCCUGGCAUUGGCGGAAUCUACUGGAGCCGCCGACGGAUCGAAUUCACACCUACAAAUGCUCAAGUCUAAUUCCGCCCUGAUGAAAAGCGAGGGGUUCAAGAAGACUUCGGCUGCUGGUAUACUGGCGAAGAUGAAAGGCCAGCCCAGCUCGAAUGAUGUGUUUGGGGACCCAAAGGUAAGAACAUACAUGCAGACAGCGAUCAUUCGACAGGCAAUAGAUCAAAAAGACUGGUCGACUGCUAGGGAGAUCAUGUUAGGGAAUGUCCAGAUGAUGGAAAUUCAAUAUGGCCGCAACAGUCGAGAAAUUAUUCGAGAACUUUGGUCACUGGAGAAAGUGACGAGAAAGGCAGGGAAUGAUGAAGAAGCAGAUUCCCUGGCGGAGGAUGCUUUGAAUCGGGUCAACACAUACCUGUCAGAAGUUCCAGGGUUUGUGUAG
Molecule: messenger RNA, 1428 nt
Organism: Truncatella angustata
Lineage: Eukaryota; Fungi; Ascomycota; Sordariomycetes; Amphisphaeriales; Sporocadaceae
Product: Clr5 domain-containing protein
Exons: 3
Coding region: 1-1428 (475 amino acids)
Molecular function (GO): protein binding
Source: RefSeq, a predicted model, not a curated record